CCAGAAGGGAGACGAAGGCAAGGCCAGGGAGGGUAGGGCAUUACAUAAGUUAAGACCCUCAAUCUUUUGGUCUAAAAUUGGCUUUUGUUUCCGUUAUCCGUCUCCUCGUCUCUUUCACCAUCCAACUAUAAUAUAAUAAUGUAAUAUAAAUUGAAGUAAAUCCCCAAUUUCCAAUCCCACCUCUCUUCACAAGCCACCAAAAAACCCUAAUUCAGAUUUUCCUUUAAUUGUGAUUUGCUGCUCUCAAAUUCGAUUCAAAAGACCCAUUUAUUUGUAGUUUGUCCGUAUACGUCUCUUCAUUUAGUUUGACUAUAUUCAUAUUUCAAUAUAAGUACAUAGUAGAAGGAGAGAUUAAGGAUUUGGGUUAGUGAAGGAACAUUUUAAAGAGGAUUUGAGAAAAGCGAAUGGAAGGUAUACCACACCCAAUACCGAGAACGGUAGAUGAAGUCUUCAACGACUUCAAGGGCAGACGCUCUGGCUUGAUUAAGGCUCUCACCACUGAUGUUGACAAGUUCUACCAACAGUGUGAUCCUGAGAAGGAAAACUUAUGCCUAUAUGGGCUUCCAAAUGAGACAUGGGAAGUUAACUUGCCUGUUGAGGAGGUGCCUCCUGAGCUUCCAGAGCCUGCACUGGGCAUAAACUUUGCUAGGGAUGGGAUGCAGGAGAAGGACUGGCUGUCAUUGGUGGCGGUUCACAGUGAUUCAUGGUUGCUUGCUGUUGCUUUCUAUUUUGGUGCACGAUUUGGGUUUGGCAAGAAUGAGAGGAAAAGGCUUUUCCAGAUGAUAAAUGAUCUUCCGACCAUAUUUGAAGUCGUGACAGGAAAUGUCAAGCAACCAAAGGACCAAUCUGCUAAUCACAACAGCAGUGGCAAAAGCAAAUCAAGUUCGAAAUCUCGUCAAUCUGAACCUCAGAGUAAGAUGGUAAAGACGACUCCACCAUCAAAGGAUGAGGAUGAGAGUGGGGAAGAAGAUGAGGAAGAUGAUGAACAGGGUGCAACAUGUGGGGCAUGUGGGGAUAGCUAUGGCACUGAUGAAUUCUGGAUUUGCUGUGACAUCUGCGAGAGAUGGUUCCAUGGAAAAUGUGUGAAGAUUACACCUGCAAAGGCUGAGCAUAUCAAACAGUAUAAGUGCCCAAGUUGCAGUAGCAAGAGGGCUAGAGUUUGAAAGCAGGCUCAGAAGUUUGGACUCAAACCAAUUUAAAGGAAGCAGACAAGGUUUAUAGUUUGGAAGUAAAACAGAGUUGAUGAAUUGGAUGACUGCUGAUGAGAUUUUAAGUUUUGCAACACUUUGGCUCCUGCUUUGUUUUCAUUUUUAUUGGAAUUCUGUUUUAAACUGAUGUUGGCAACUAGAAAUAUUAUAUAUGAUAUGUUGCUGCAGUUUUCUAGUUUCAUCUCUAUGCAUAAUUUCUUCUACACAUUUGUUUUGCCUUUUUAUUUUUAUUUUAUUUUUUAUUUUUGCAUUUGUUAAUGGUAUCUUGUGUUUUUCUAACAAUCAAUGUGGUGGCGUGGAUUCGGAGUUUAACUUAUAUGA
Messenger RNA from Durio zibethinus, 1529 nucleotides. RefSeq names its product PHD finger protein ALFIN-LIKE 7-like. Lineage: Eukaryota; Viridiplantae; Streptophyta; Magnoliopsida; Malvales; Malvaceae. Gene Ontology annotation, molecular function: transcription cis-regulatory region binding; histone binding; transcription coregulator activity. The record is from RefSeq and is a predicted model, not a curated record. Gene Ontology annotation, biological process: regulation of DNA-templated transcription. Gene Ontology annotation, cellular component: nucleus.